UCUUGUUUAUGAAUCAUGGGUUCGGAUUAAGAACGUUUGUUAUGACUUGGGUGUUUGUUCUUCUGAGGAUUUAAAGGUCAAGAUUUAAACUUUUUGGAUUAAUUCAUGAGAGCAUGAGUUUCUGUUGGAUUUUUUUUGAGGUGGACCUGUUUUACCGAUUGAAUUCUAAUUUGGCGUCUGCAAAUGGGAAUUAAAAAAAUUUACCAUGUUUUUUGUCGCUAUUAUCUGCCCGGAUUGUUUUAUGUUCAAUAAUUUGUGAAAUUAUUUUAUUUGAGUGCCAUUUUUGUUGUUCCGAGAUCAAUUCAUUUGAAGAAAUCAAACGAUUGGGGAAUUUAGUAACUUUUUUGCUGUUAAAGUACCUUUCUUUUUGGUAGUAAUUAAUUAGUUACUUUUUCUUCAAAUUAUAAGAUAAUAUGGAAAAGUUGAAUUAAUUAAUUGCAAAAGUGAAUUUUAACUAAAUUGAAAAACGCGGUUCGACAGCCGUGUGCUCAGAAAUUACACGUUUUACUGUUUGUUGGUCUGGGGAUGUUGGAGGAGAAAUUAGUAGUUAAUUAGAGUAGUGGGGCUGUGCUGGUUAGGUUUCACCAGCUGAGUGCUUUUUGUUCUUCGGGUAGAGAAAAGAUGUAGAAUCCUGAUUUAUCUAUGGCGGAGUUACGUGUUUGGUAGACUUGGUGGUUCUGGUGAUUUUUCUUCCAAAGAUCUAACAGAGGGGGCGAUCAAGUCAAGUUUUAGGAACAUAAGGUGAGAAUUAUUCUCUGGGUUGGGUCAAUCAUUUCAUUUCUUUAGAUGAAAACAUCUCAGCAACACCGAGGUGUGGCUAGUAUCCAUCACAAGCUGUACCACCCGCCUGUGCAGCAGAUAGAUGCCUACGGGUACCAGAUUUUGGAAAACAGUGUGUUUCCGGAUACUGGUAGCCAAGGAAACAAUGUUUCCUUUCAAACCGGCAAGGAUGACGAAGAGCAGUUCUUUACCCUGGAAUCAUCUCCAGCCACUGCCUUUGUAACCUGUGAUUCCCCUUCUGCUGUUAGUGGCUUGUCUAACAAGAGUCCAUUUUCACCGCAAGGUUCUCACUCGUGCUUGUCUGAUCAGCACCAUUCGUCUGGCAACAAUUAUGGAUCACCAACAAGUGGGUGCUCCGUAGUUGAGGAUGACAACGAGUUCAAGUACAGGCUCAGGGAAGUGGAAGUUUCAUUGCUAGGGCCCGACUCGGAUAUUGUUGACAGCCACUUUUGUUGUCACAAGAGUGGUAUGGCAAGGUGGAGCCAGAGUCAAAUAGCCACAAUGAUACCUAAGUUAAACCUAAAAGAUGUUCUCUUGUUCUGUGCACACGCGAUAUCCGAAGACGAUUUAUACACUGCAACAAGCUGGAUGGAAGUUUUGGGGCAAAUGGUGUCAGUCUCUGGGGAGCCAAUGCAAAGACUGGGGGCUUACAUGUUGGAAGGUCUUAGGGCAAAGUUGGAAAGAUCAGGGAGUUUAAUCUACAAAGCCCUAAAAUGUGAAGUUCCUACAAGCUCGCAACUUAUGUCAUACAUGUCUGUCCUCUAUGAUAUCUGCCCAUAUUGGAAGUUUGCUUACACGUCUGCAAAUGUAGUCAUUCGGGAAGCGUUGGAGAAUGAGCCAAGAAUCCACAUAAUUGAUUUUCAGAUUGCACAGGGCAGUCAGUGGGUUCCCCUCAUCCAAGAUCUAGCUCGCCGGCCCGGUGGCCCCCCAUGUAUCCGGAUCACAGGUGUUGAUGAUACUCAAUCAGCCCAUGCUCGUGGCGGGGGACUUCAUAUCGUGGGGGAGAGGCUUUCAAAGCUUGCGGCGUCAUGCUAUGUGCCAUUUGAGUUUAAUGCUGCUGCCAGAUGUGGUUCUCAGGUUGAACUUCAUAAUCUCAGGAUUCAACCUGGGGAAGCCAUAGCGGUUAAUUUUCCAUACGUGUUGCACCACAUGCCCGAUGAGAGUGUGAGCACUGAGAAUCACAGAGAUCGUUUGUUAAGGCUGGUUAAGAGUUUAUCGCCCAAAGUUAUGACACUUGUGGAACAAGAAUCCAACACCAACACUUCCCCAUUCUUCUCAAGGUUUCGUGAAAUGGUAGAUUAUUAUACAGCAAUGUUUGAAUCAAUUGAUGUGGCUCGGCCAAGAGACGACAAACAGAGGAUCAACGCAGAGGCGCACUGUGUGGCUAGAGACAUCGUGAACAUGAUUGCUUGUGAAGGGGCCGAGAGGGUGGAACGCCAUGAACCUUUCGGGAAGUGGAGGUCAAGGCUAAUGAUGGAUGGAUUUACUCCAUACCCGCUGAGUCCUAAAGUGACGGAGGCUAUCAGGAUUCUGUUGAAGGAAUUUAACGAGAACUUCAGAAUUCAAGAAGCAGACGGGGCUCUCUACCUCGGUUGGAAGCAAAGAGCCAUGGUAACGUCUUCCGCAUGGAGGUGAACCGGAAGGUGACCGCAAAACACUGUAAAACUUCUGUACUCGUGUUGUUUUAUGACGCUUAGAGCAUGCAGGACUGAUUGUGCAAGUUUUUGUAGGAUCUAGAUUUUUGAGCUUUCUUGCAAGAGUUACUAGUUUUAGGCACAAACGUGAAUCUCGAACUUUGGUGAUGUAAAAAUGUUGGCCUUGCAAAGAAAGCGAAUAGCUCUCACUUUUACUGUAAUUUUACCUUUCUUAUGCUUUGUUGCAUUGCGUUACC
This is a messenger RNA of Malus domestica (apple), 2671 nucleotides long. RefSeq names its product scarecrow-like protein 13. Gene Ontology annotation, biological process: regulation of DNA-templated transcription. Gene Ontology annotation, molecular function: DNA-binding transcription factor activity; sequence-specific DNA binding. The record is from RefSeq and is a predicted model, not a curated record. Gene Ontology annotation, cellular component: nucleus. Lineage: Eukaryota; Viridiplantae; Streptophyta; Magnoliopsida; Rosales; Rosaceae.